UAACUAAUAAUCAAGAAAAAGGCCUUCCUUCAAUCACAUAAAAAGGGAGAGAGAGAAAUCGAUAAUAGUAACAGCCUGAUUUUGCUGUGCAGUUGUCUUCUUUGGAUUCCUUCACACAAGAGAGAAAGAAAGACGAGAUAACCGAUCGAGAUACUUGCCGAUCUGUCGGAACACCGUUCGAUCAAUCCAGAGAGAGAUGGGUACUAUGCAAACAUGGCGGAAAGCCUACGGGGCUCUCAAAGAUCAAACCACCGUCGGAUUAGCCCACGUCAAUAGCGAUUUCAAGGAUGUGGAUGUUGCGAUCGUUAAAGCUACCAACCAUGUUGAGUGCCCACCCAAGGAGAGACACAUCAGAAAAAUUUUGGCGUAUACGUCUGCUAUUCGGCCUCGAGCGGAUGUGCAAUAUUGUUUACAUGCCCUAGCAAGGAGAUUGGCCAAGACCCGCAAUUGGACGGUACUGUUUUUGGUUGUUUUCAUGUUUUCUUAGUUGUCGAUGGAUAUGAGGCUGGGGCGUAAUGGAAUCUUAUUCAUUUGAUUUCGUAUUCAGUUAUUCAACUUGAAUUAUGGGUAUAGAUUCGAUUGAAGGGUGCGUGGCAGGGUUUGCUCUUUGCAGCCACUACUGAAAUUGUGAUGGACAAUGUGAUUCUAUUACCAUCAUGAUGUGUUACCGCUUGUGUAUGACCAGUUGGAAUCCCAUCAAUAUAAAGCAACCCCGAUUCUGAAAAUCCAUAUUUGGGGAACUCUUUUAAAACCAGUCCGAUUCUUCAACCAUUUGAGGUUUCACUUUCGCCUGUUCAUCUUGACAUUCAAAAACUGUUUUUAAUACACUUUUUACCUUCUUAGUUUGGCUACUUCGUUGUCCAACUUAACUAUGACUUUUAGAAUUGGAUUAUACUGUCUUUGUUUUGUAGGUUAUUUACAUGGUUUCCUUUGUAGGAUUUUGUCUUGAUCAUUCUUUGGAAGUUUUUCAAGUUGUUAUCCCGUGUUACCAUUAAUUACACUUGUAUGUCAUUGUUAUUGUUUGACAUAUUUAUCAUGUGGAUGACACGGUAAACAGCACUCCAAGUCUCCAACCAUGGUUGAUCACAUGAUCUAUCAUCCUGAUGCACACCAUUGUGCAUUGUGACACCAAACCGACAAAGAACACAAUGAACCAUGAAUUCAUUAACCGGCCAGCUCUCUAGAUUCGGGUGAUCUUCUUCAAGACCUUAAGGUCUGUACAAUCACAAAGAAAUUCGAUGCUCUGCAACUUGAUGCUCCGCCCUUUUAUGCCCAAGCAUCACUGCCAUUUAACAUUGCGACCCUUUGCUACCAACUUUUAUCAACUACUACUAUUAUUUACUAAUACACUCUUAUUCUUUUUAUUUUCUAUUCUCCAUUGUAAGAUCCGGCAUCAAUUGGGGAGGGGAACUAAGGUUGCUUUAUAAGGGACUGGAUACCUCUUCUAUUAGACGUGCUUUAGAACCGUGAGUCCAUGAGUUGACAGUGGACAAUAUCUGGUACGAUUGGCCUGGGAUGUUACACCGGUGGCGUCUGUAAAUCUCACUGCACGUUUAUCACAUCCCAUAAAAAUUUCCACUGCAAUGAAUGAUCCUGGCUUUAAGAUAUUGAUGGAGUGUAGAAUCUGCUUUUGCCCAUGAGUUUCUCCAGUCUGCAUUCACUUAUAGAUUUGGUUUAGCAUCUUGAUGCUAUCUUCAGAUUUCAGGUAUAUUGUCUCGGUUGCAUUAAAGACACUGAUAGUCAUCCAUAGGACACUAAGGGAGGGUGAUCCUACUUUCCGGGAAGAACUUCAAAAUUUCCAACAGAGAGGGCGUGUUCUCCAGUUAGCCAAUUUCAAGGAUGAUUCAAGUCCCAUUGCUUGGGAUUGUUCUGCAUGGGUGCGUACAUACGGACUUUUCUUAGAGGAACGUCUCGAGUGCUUUAGAAUUUUGAAGUAUGAUAUUGAAGCUGAGAGAAUCCCAAGACCUGCUGCUCAAGGUCAAGAUAAGGGUUACAGCAGAACAAGGGACUUGGAAAGUGAAGAACUAUUGGAACAACUGCCUGCUUUGCAGCAGCUACUGUAUCGUCUUAUGGGAUGCAGGCCGGAGGGUGCAGCUGUUGGCAAUUAUUUGAUACAGUAUGCCCUGGCUUUGGUGCUCAAAGAGAGUUUUAAAAUCUAUUGUGCUGUGAAUGAUGGAAUUAUCAAUCUUAUUGAUAAGUUCUUUGAGAUGCCAAGACAUGAGGCCAUCAAAGCCCUGGAUAUAUAUAAAAGAGCCGGUCAACAGGCUGGUAGCCUUUCUGACUUUUAUGAAGUUUGCAAAGGAUUGGAACUUGCUAGGAAUUUCCAGUUUCCUGUUCUGAGAGAGCCUCCACAAUCCUUUCUUGCUACAAUGGAAGAGUACAUAAGAGAGGCACCAAGGUUAGUCGCUGGGCCGACUCAGCCAUUGGAAUUUCCGGAAAGGCUUAUGUUGACAUAUAAACCAGAAGAAGAUACAUCACCUCAUGAAGAUACAGAUUCACCUGUUGAUGAACCUAAACCAGUGCUGACAGAUGAAUUUACAGCUUCAAAUGAUGUUCCUGAGCCUGCACAUCCGCCUCCCCCACCAACUUUCAACAGUCAGGACCCAGAUGAUUUAUUGGGAUUAAAUUUCGAUGCACCUAACGGAUCAGCUAUUGAGGAAAGCAAUGCACUGGCUCUUGCCAUUGUUCCAUCUGAUCCCACCACGACUUCUGCAUCUGGUUUUCAAGGAAAAGAUUUUGAUCCAACUGGUUGGGAACUUGCUUUGGUCACCACUCCUAGCGCCAAUAUCUCUUCGGUUCAGGAGAGGCAACUGGCUGGUGGAUUGGACUCGCUCACACUCAACAGUUUGUACGAUGAAGGAGCAUAUAGAGCCUCCCAGCAACCUGUAUAUGGAUCUCCGGCACCUAACCCAUUUGAAGCAGCAGCCGAUCCAUUUGGUAUGUCUGCUCAAAUGACACCAUAUCAGGCUAACCCCUUCGGUCAAUACCAACCUGCCGCCGCCUAUCCACCACAGCCACAACAGAAUCUGAUGAUGGCCCCACCAAACCCUUUUGUUGAUUCCGGUUUUGGUCCAUUCCCCGUCAACAACGGCAGCCACCCCCAAACCACAAAUCCUUUUGGAACAACCUUAUUAUGAUACAUUUGUGAACAUACAUGAGGGCUCAUCUGCUCCAUGUUCAGAAAACCCAAAAAAAGACCGAGUUAUUUUUAGUAUAUAUCCGAAAAUUUGAUGAGAUGUUUGUUGUGGUUUUGCACUCGAUUAGUGAAUUGAUACGAUAUUCUUGGUAGGCAUAAGUUUUUUUUUCCUGGAGUCGGGUAAGUAGUUGUAAUGAAUGACUCAUGGUUGAUAAUAUGAUUUGCUUUGUAACAUAAGCCCUUCUGGUGUCAUUUUUAUGGAAACUCCUUUAUUGGGUUCUG
This is a messenger RNA of Cynara cardunculus var. scolymus (artichoke), 3418 nucleotides long. Its product is annotated as putative clathrin assembly protein At2g01600. NCBI's taxonomy places the organism in Eukaryota, Viridiplantae, Streptophyta, Magnoliopsida, Asterales, Asteraceae. The record is from RefSeq and is a predicted model, not a curated record. The transcript has 15 exons. Gene Ontology annotation, biological process: clathrin coat assembly; vesicle budding from membrane; clathrin-dependent endocytosis. Gene Ontology annotation, cellular component: clathrin-coated pit; clathrin-coated vesicle. Gene Ontology annotation, molecular function: 1-phosphatidylinositol binding; SNARE binding; clathrin heavy chain binding. The coding region runs from base 1686 to 3137 and encodes 483 amino acids.